Colletotrichum costaricense is the source of this 1578-nucleotide messenger RNA. RefSeq lists its product as uncharacterized. NCBI's taxonomy places the organism in Eukaryota, Fungi, Ascomycota, Sordariomycetes, Glomerellales, Glomerellaceae. The transcript has a single exon. The record is from RefSeq and is a predicted model, not a curated record. Bases 1 to 1578 code for a protein of 525 amino acids.
AUGCGAGACCGUCUAUCUGCAUCUUCUUUCCUCCCGCUUCGGAACCGCAAUUCUCGGGGACCAAAACACACCACGUCGCGCCCAACCAUCUCAGGACCUCUUGGGCCUGUCCAGCGUAGCAGCGGAUCGGAUCUUGAGCGUGCCGAAGCAAUCACCGUCGUUUCGAGCAUCAACGACACCGAAAAACAAUACUCAGACAUCUCCCAGCCGACCUCAGAGGCUGAUUCGGGAAGAGGCUAUUCGACUCUUGGCCCUACUCGACAAGGUGGUAUCCUCAAGACUUCCCAAGCAAGCAAAGCUUAUGGAGCCCUCGAGUCUGUCAAUCCCGACCAUCGAAAAUCCCAAGGAGAAACCAACCCGCCUCUUCAGCGGCAGGAUGUCCUAUCCGGUCGUGGAAGCUACCAACCAUAUCUCACUUCUCAAAGACAAGCUACUGUCAAAGAUCGUCGAGUAUUGGGGGAGAUUUCCCACGCCAACGCUGACAAUACGCGCAUUCCAUAUUCAGAUGAGCCCGCUCUUACGCAGUGCGAGAGACUUCAUUCCCAAGAGAACCAGCUCAUAUCGCCUUCAGAAACAGCAGCCCAACUGUCCAUGGCAAGAUCUCAUGGAGUUAGACGACUGUCAGCCAGUUUCACCACAGGCGGACCGUUGUCCAGCAAUCCAACUAUCGCCAGCUUCCCCGUCAUGGCCAUCAAAAAUACCACACACCUGCGAGGGCCCCCUCAUACAUCCGUGCCUACCGAAAUCGAAAGAGGUGCGGAAGAGACGAUUGAAAGUUCUGGCGGAAACAGCCCUGAACUCGGAGGUCGUCAAAAGCAAUCAAGAUCGCCCAAAGGCGGAAUAGAGAAGCAGCGACUACCCAAAUCUCGCACUUUUACCGUUCUGUCCAACCUCACCGCCUCCCUCUCUAGAACAUCUCUAGCCAGCUUCACGGGAAGUGAUCGUAAGGCCUCUCUGCAGACAGUGGCAUCUCGCAAGACCAGCACUUCUUCGACUCUUACAACUAGCAUUCCGACUAGAACCCCCACCCCCAUGUCUCCUGAGGUCAACCCACUCAUCAUUACGACAGCGCAGCCAUCGGCUUACUGGUCAGGUCGUUUCAUGUCUCUACAGGAUCGUUUCCAAGGCGAAUCCCUUCAAGAGCAGACUCUAUCAAUCUUUGUCACAGCCCACGCCUCCAAGGCCAGUAUUCUUGCGCAACAACGUGCCGCCUAUCAAGGCCGUGGCAAUCUACCUCUCAGCACCACAACAGCCCUCGACCGCUACGGCACUGCCGCUAUUCAAGAAGCUAAGCGACUCUCGGACGAAGAUAAUUGCAGUCUCCGCAUCUUCCUCCACCUCCAAGCACUUUGCGGUACGCCCGAGGCCCAGAAAAGCUUGCACGCAUGGCAAGAGGCGUAUGCCCGAAGAAUGGGACGCAGCAAGCUCCUGCCAGAAGGCAUGAACUCGGACAGGGGGUUCGUUGCGCGGCUCUUUAGUGGAAGCGGAGGUGGAAGACGGAGCUUCGGCAGCUCCCAGUUGGAGAGAGAAGCUGGUAAAGGCAAGCAAGGGAACGCCAUGCGAGCAAGCAUUAUGUGA